Molecule: messenger RNA, 3134 nt
Organism: Falco peregrinus (peregrine falcon)
Lineage: Eukaryota; Metazoa; Chordata; Aves; Falconiformes; Falconidae
Gene: SV2B
Product: synaptic vesicle glycoprotein 2B
Exons: 14
Coding region: 873-2990 (705 amino acids)
Biological process (GO): chemical synaptic transmission; transmembrane transport
Cellular component (GO): membrane
Molecular function (GO): transmembrane transporter activity
Source: RefSeq, a predicted model, not a curated record
AUGAAAUUACACAAGCUUUGCCUCUCUCUCUCUUUGCCUGCUGUGCAGCUUCUCGCGUUCUCCCCUUCUCUCUGGCUGCCUCCGCACACUCCCUCCCCGCACGCUUUGCGGCCAGGGUGGGGGAGGCAGGGAUGCAGGUAAGACAGGCAGCACUGGGCUCCCUCCCAGCCCUGGGCUCCCUCGGCUGGGAUCCCCAGGGCUGCAUCAUUGGCAUGCUGCGCCUGGCAGGACUGCAUCACUGCUAGAGAGAUGCCAGCGCGGAGCAUCGCUGCACCGCACGCCACGCUGCGCCGCGCAGGCAGCACCGCCGGCAACUUGGGGAGCCCCAGUACCUGGAUGCAGGCGCAGUGGGAUGAUCGGCUUGGCUUGCAGAGCAUUUACUUCUAAUCUCCGGCUUGUGACAUCCUAGCAGAAAGGGGUGACCCUUUCAGAAGCAGCUCCAGGGGCUAGAAAGAGGGGAAAUGGCUGGUGAACGGCUGUGGUGAAAUAUUUCCUAGUUCUGGACGUGACCUUCACCGCCACAAUGAAUCAGAAAAAACCUGUCAAAUCCUUCUAGCUGCCUGGCUGUGCAAUUUGCUGUUCCCUUGCUAUUCACCAGACUGCAGCUCUUCCUACCCAAAGCACAGAAGAAGCCAGCAAGUCACAAAUGACAGCUGAAAAGUGAAGCAUUAUCAAAAACUGUGUGAGACUGUCAACGAGAAACUUUAUAUAGUAAUUCUCCUUCUGAGCCUGGGAAACUGUGUAUCCCAUCAGUUGCAAAGAACAUAGAGAAGAUAUGUUCAAGUAACCAAUACCAGAAAUUGCACAAAUCAAUAUAGAUAUUAUAGUAUCUACACGCAGUGAUCUAGAGCAUUCAGAAAUCUCCAUUCAGAAUGGAGGAUGGAUAUAAAAACACAAACCUCUAUCAAGGGGGCAGGGAGGCAAACCAAGUCUCAGAUGACUACAGGUACCAGGAUGGUAACUACGAAGGGUAUGCGCCCAAUGAUGGCUACUACCGUGGCGGGGAUGAGCCCGCUCAGGAAGAAGAUGCUCAGAGUGACGUUACAGAAGGUCAUGAUGAAGAUGAUGAGGUCUAUGAGGGAGAGUACCAAGGGAUCCCACACCCAGAUGACAUUAAAGAAAAGCAGAAGAAGCGAGCUCCUGCUGUGGCUGAUGAGUACAGAGACCGUGCUGAUCUUAUGGCAGAGAGGAUGGAGGACGAGGAGCAACUUGCUCACCAGUAUGAGAACAUCAUUGAGGAGUGUGGCCACGGACGCUUCCAGUGGACCCUCUUCUUUGUUUUAGGGUUGGCACUGAUGGCAGAUGGGGUGGAAGUGUUUGUGGUUGGAUUUGUUCUUCCCAGUGCUGAGAAGGAUAUGUGCUUAUCCAGUUCAAACAAAGGGAUGCUAGGCUUGAUAGUCUACUUAGGAAUGAUGGCAGGGGCUGUCGUGCUGGGAGGCCUUGCUGAUAAACUGGGAAGAAAGAAAUGCCUCACCAUAUCACUUGCCAUCAAUGCUGCCUUCGCGUUCCUCUCCUCCUUCGUCCAAGGAUACGGAUUCUUUCUCUUCUGCCGCCUUAUCUCGGGCCUCGGUAUUGGGGGUACCCUCCCCAUCGUGUUUGCCUAUUUCUCUGAAUUCCUAUCUCGUGAGAAGAGGGGGGAACACCUGAGCUGGCUUUGCAUGUUCUGGAUGAUUGGUGGCAUUUUUGCUUCAGCAAUGGCCUGGAGCAUCAUCCCACAUUACGGCUGGGGGUUCAGUAUGGGAACCCAGUACCACUUCCACAGCUGGAGAGUCUUUGUGCUUGUCUGCUCCCUGCCCUGCGUCGCCUCCCUGGUGGCACUGAAAUUCAUGCCUGAAAGCCCGCGGUUUUUGCUGGAGAUAGGUAAACAUGAUGAAGCCUGGAUGAUCCUCAAGCAAGUUCAUGACACCAACAUGCGGGCCAAGGGUGAGCCAGAGAGGGUGUUUACGGUUUCCUAUAUCAAAACUCCAAAGCAAGUAGAUGAAUUUAUUGAAAUCCAGAGCUCAACAGGGACCUGGUACCAGCGGUGGCUGGUCAGAAUCACGACUACUUUCAAACAGGUCUGGGACAACGUGCUAUAUUGUUUAACAGCCCAGUACAGGAUGAACACACUGAUGCUGGCUGUGGUUUGGUUUACAAUGGCCUUAAGUUACUACGGCCUUAUCGUCUGGUUCCCUGAUAUGAUCCGGUAUCUCCAAGAAGAGGCAUAUGAAUCCCGAGUGAAGAUAUUUGAUGAGGAGGAAGUCUCACACUUCACCUUUAACUUCACCCUGGAAAACCAGAUCCAUAGAAAUGGGGAAUACAGAAAUGAUAAAUUUAUUGGCAUGAAAUUCAAGGAAGUAAGAUUUGAGGAUUCAUUAUUUGAGGAAUGCUACUUCGAAGAUGUGACAUCCAGCGAGACCUUCUUCGAAAACUGCACCAUCAUCUCUACUGUCUUUUAUAAUACUGAUCUCUACGAACACAAAUUCAUCAACUGUAGGCUCAUAAACAGCACGUUUCUGAAGGAGAAGGAAGGCUGCCAUCUCGACUUUGAGGAGGACAAUGAUUUCCUGAUCUACCUGGUCAGCUUCCUGGGCAGCCUGUCUGUGCUGCCGGGCAACAUCAUCUCUGCGCUGCUCAUGGACAAAAUCGGGAGAAUAAAGAUGAUCGGUGGCUCGAUGUUGAUCUCAGCAGUGUGCUGCUUCUUCCUUUUUUUCGGCAACAGCGAGUCGGCAAUGAUUGGCUGGCAGUGCCUCUUCUGCGGGGCCAGCAUCGCUGCCUGGAACGCCCUGGACGUGAUCACUGUGGAGCUAUAUCCCACUGACAAAAGGGCAACGGCCUUUGGCAUCCUCAAUGGGCUUUGCAAGUUUGGUGCCAUCCUGGGGAACUCAAUCUUUGCCUCUUUCGUAGGGAUAACUAAGGUGGUUCCCAUCCUUCUGGCUUCCUCUGCUCUGGUUGGAGGUGGCCUGCUCGCCUUGCGCCUGCCAGAGACUCGAGAACAGGUCCUGAUGUGAGCAACUGAGGCCAGGGGGGCCGGGGGGGCAGGCGUAGAAGAAGAACAAAAAAGAGCCAUGUUUGGAACAAUCAAAAUGUCCAUCGCUGUCCUGUUUUGUUGAUACCUCAAAGAGAGAUGGCAGAGGGAAAGAAGAGCCCAAAGG